GUCUCAUAUUGCUGAGACGAGACGCGAAUGUUUGCCCAGUUCUGUGGUGAAGGCAGCUAGAGACGCUCGGACACAAAAUGCCGGUGCUCGGAUUUGUGCUCGCUCUUCUCCUUCUCGGCUCGGCUCCCAGAAAAUCUGUUCAGACCGUGACUCGAGCAGAUGGGGAAGAGUUCGUGGAGUGGUGCAUAGCUGAUGAGCAAGCCUCAAGCGAGGAGCUUCAAGUGGCGCUGGACUGGGCGUGCGGGAAGGGCGGAGCAGAUUGCAGAGGAAUCCAACGCCACCAGCCAUGUUUCCUGCCCAACACAGUCAAAGACCAUGCUUCCUUCGCUUUCAAUAGCUACUACCAAAAGUUCAAGCACAAAGGGGCCACCUGCUACUUCAAUUCUGCUGCAAUGAUCACUGAUCUUGACCCCAGUCAUGGAUCGUGCAAAUUUCCAUAUCUUCCUUGAAUGAGCGUCCAGAAGAACUUCGGUCACAAGAAUUCCAGAGUGGAGGAGGCGACUUGAAGCACUUGUAGUUUUUUUUUUUUUUUGGGUCGUAAAGAUGCACUUGUAGUUAUACGCUUGUGUUUUCUGCACUUUUUUGGUUUUUUUUUUUUCUCUUAGUCGUGUUCAAGGAAAAUCUUUUUGGCUAGACGGACCAACCUUGGUAAAACGUUGGUAUGAGAUGGGUUUCUAUACACGAUUUGUUUUGUUUGUAAUUCAGUGUGUUGUCUAAGACAGCUUCUCAUUAACGAUUAGUAAACACUAAUU
This is a messenger RNA of Syzygium oleosum, 752 nucleotides long. RefSeq names its product glucan endo-1,3-beta-glucosidase 12-like. The record is from RefSeq and is a predicted model, not a curated record. Lineage: Eukaryota; Viridiplantae; Streptophyta; Magnoliopsida; Myrtales; Myrtaceae. The coding region runs from base 78 to 449 and encodes 123 amino acids. The transcript is spliced from 3 exons.